UCACCACCCUUAACUAAGCUUGAAUUCUUACUUUUAUAUACACAAAGAUCACGUUGCACUUCAUAACUAUUCUAACUCAUAAAUCUCACAAACACGAUCCAACUUUGUAAGAAAAAAUAUAAACAACAUGGAAUCCGUUCUUUUCCGGACCGUUUCCGGACCGAUCAACUCGUCGUUGUUGCCCGUUUCCCUUCCACUUCGUCACGGUUCCUUUUCCAGUUAUGAGAAGUUAGAUUUUUCGCCUUUGGAAGUGAACACAAAUCGUCGGAUAAUCAGCCGAGCUUUAUCCGAGCCUCAGCCGAUUAAUAGAUUGAGAUCAAUCAGUUCCGGAUCACAAACCUUUCCAGAAAUGUUACCGGAGGUAGAUGAAGAGUCGUUACCCGAUGAAGAUAUUGUUGGAGGUAUUGGAUCGCUAGAGUUCGCUGCGAAAUGUUUUGACAAGAUGAGUUUGUUCUCGGCUAGUGGCGUUGGUAGCGCGAAUGGACCAGAUCGCGAUAGAUUUGGUCCUGGUGGAAGUAACAGUAACAGUAAAAGUAACGAUCAGAACAAAAUUGGCGCGCAUUAUAAAAAGAUGUUGAAGUUGGACCCUAAUGAUCCUCUUCUUCUUAGGAACUAUAGCAAGUUUUUGCAUGAGGUAGAAGGAGAUACUGUGAAAGCAGAGGAGUAUUACGGAAGAGCGAUACUAGCGAAUCCUGGAGACGGAGAACUUUUAUCGCUUUACGGAAAACUAAUUUGGGAUACACAACGAGACGGAGAAAGAGCGAAAUCUUACUUCGAUCAGGCGGCUAUCGCUUCUCCUGAUGAUUGUAUGGUGAUGGGAUCAUACGCGAAAUUCAUGUGGGAAGCGGAAGAUGAUGAAGAAGAAGAAACCGGAUCAAAGGUGUUGGUAUCUGGAUCACAACCAUUGGUGGCGGCUUUCUAAGUUUGAAUCGAUGGUAGAUCGAUCAUAUGCCUAUAGGCGUUAAGUACCGAGUGAUUAACGAUAAGGUGUUAUGUUACUAAAGAUUAAUAACUAUGUGAAGCUAAUUGCGUAGAUUAACUACAAAUAAAGUGGCAUGAUCAUCUAAUAUGUUUGUACAGAAGACUUGGUGCCAUGUGGCCCAUCUGUAUAAUAAAACAUCCUUUUUCAUAUGAAGAUAAAGCCCAUGAUCAUUGACAUGAUUAAAAUGGGCCAAAGGUUAUAGUU
Messenger RNA from Helianthus annuus (common sunflower), 1186 nucleotides. RefSeq lists its product as uncharacterized. The transcript has 3 exons. The record is from RefSeq and is a predicted model, not a curated record. Gene Ontology annotation, molecular function: protein binding. Lineage: Eukaryota; Viridiplantae; Streptophyta; Magnoliopsida; Asterales; Asteraceae. Bases 128 to 922 code for a protein of 264 amino acids.